Molecule: messenger RNA, 2160 nt
Organism: Photinus pyralis (common eastern firefly)
Lineage: Eukaryota; Metazoa; Arthropoda; Insecta; Coleoptera; Lampyridae
Product: S-adenosylmethionine synthase
Exons: 8
Coding region: 753-1964 (403 amino acids)
Biological process (GO): S-adenosylmethionine biosynthetic process
Cellular component (GO): cytosol
Molecular function (GO): methionine adenosyltransferase activity; ATP binding
Source: RefSeq, a predicted model, not a curated record
GCAGGCUUAGCUUAUAGUUCAACGGGAUCUGAGUUUACUCAAUGGGAAUACAUUUAUGUCCAUAAUCUAAUGCUGCGUUGCUUCAGUUGCUUGUAGAUAACUUUCGCUGAGUCGCUGACUGAGAAUUGCGGGUAAAUGGGGAUUUUCAAGGCAUUCGAUUACGUUUAACCUAAAACGCGCGAUUAACAUUCCAAUGAAAUUAUUGUUAUUGUUUCGAAAGUAUAUCACUAUGGUCGGGUUAUCAUGUUUGAUGAUAAAAAAGGGUAUUUAAGACGCGAGCCAUACAAGAAACCGUGACGACUUCACAUUGGAGUGACUGCGUGAUUGAUUUUUUUGCAGCAGUCGACGACGUCCAAAUAGCGUAUGUAAAUAAACUAGUUUGUUUGUCUUAUCUUUAUCUGAAAUACUUUUAUUCAAAGUGCAUAAUAUAACUUGAUGGUUUUGAGCUAGGUUAUUAUUAUAGAAUAUAGUUUCGUGUAUGACUGAUAUCCAAUAUCAAAGAGUGUUACUCCCCAAAAAAUAUCAAUUAAUUCAACGGCAAAAAUGGUAUUCAAAUAUCAAAACUGAAUUUUGUGCUAUUCAGUAAUCAGCCAAUCGCAGAUUGUCUUGAAUACGAAUAUAAACGAAGAUCACGUGUCGAACGCUAGUAUAUAACUAAAUAUCCGCCUACAGAGGUCUCUUUUCCAUUACAGCCGAAGAACUAUACAAACGAUUAGAUUAGUAGUGAUAAACGCAUCCAUUCUAGGUUCAGAAUGCCGCAAAAUAAUCUAACUAACGGAUACGCUAAUGGCCACAUUGAAUACGAAAUGGAAAAUGGAUCGAAUUUUUUAUUUACGUCCGAAUCGGUGGGAGAGGGACAUCCAGAUAAAAUGUGUGACCAAAUUAGCGACGCAAUUCUGGAUGCCCACCUACAACAAGAUCCAAACGCCAAAGUAGCAUGUGAAACCGUAACAAAAACUGGAAUGAUAUUACUGUGCGGCGAAAUUACUUCAAAAGCUGUCGUCGAUUAUCAAAAAGUGGUUAGAGAAACUGUGGAACACAUCGGUUACGAUGACUCCUCCAAAGGGUUUGACUACAAGACAUGCAAUGUACUGUUGGCUUUGGACCAGCAGUCUUCCAAUAUUGCUGCAGGCGUACACGAAAAUCGACCAGAGGAAGAAUUGGGGGCCGGAGAUCAGGGCUUAAUGUUUGGAUACGCAACAGAUGAAACAGAAGAAUGUAUGCCACUCACAGUGGUAUUGGCACACAAACUUAACCACAGAAUUGCAGAACUUCGAAGGUCUGGAGAAUUUUGGUGGGCGAGACCAGAUUCAAAAACACAGGUUACCUGCGAGUAUAACUUUGACCAUGGAGCUUGCAUACCUGUCCGUGUACAUACAGUAGUGGUGUCGUUACAACACAGCGAUAAAAUUACUUUGGAAGAACUUAGAACCUCAGUUUAUAAUAAAGUGAUAAAAGCAGUGAUUCCGGCAAGAUACUUGGAUGACCAAACCACUGUUCACAUCAAUCCUUGUGGAUUAUUUAUAAUUGGCGGUCCACAAAGCGAUGCUGGAUUAACUGGAAGAAAAAUUAUAGUGGACACUUACGGAGGAUGGGGCGCACACGGGGGUGGUGCAUUUUCAGGAAAAGAUUUUACAAAAGUUGACAGAUCCGGUGCAUAUGCUGCAAGAUGGGUAGCCAAAUCAUUAGUUAAAGCGGGCUUGUGCAGACGGUGCCUUGUACAAGUUGCAUAUGCCAUUGGAGUAUCGGAACCUCUGUCCAUCACAGUUUUUGAUUAUGGAACAUCAAAGCUUACACAAAAAGAACUUCUGGCAGUUGUAAAUAAUAAUUUCGAUCUUCGCCCUGGAAGAAUUGUUAAAGAUUUAAAUCUUCGGCAGCCAAUUUACCAAAAAACCAGCAUAUAUGGACAUUUCGGUCGGGACGGUUUCGCGUGGGAGCAACCAAAGGUGCUUCGUCUUAACUGACCUUCACUUUCUUUGCCUAGAUCAUUAUUCUAAUUUCUCGUAUGUAAUUGUUUUAGCUGUCCUUGUCCACCAAGAAUCCCAAAUGAUGGCACUCUGAACCUUGGGCUGUGUUAUUGAAGUUGGCUAUAAGUAGGUUUGCUUGCAUAAACCACAGAACAUAAAUCUGCAAUUGUUGUGUUGAGUGAAAGGGUCCGUU